Labeo rohita (rohu) is the source of this 2124-nucleotide messenger RNA. It is a transcript of the gene dnajb11, whose product is annotated as DnaJ heat shock protein family (Hsp40) member B11. Lineage: Eukaryota; Metazoa; Chordata; Actinopteri; Cypriniformes; Cyprinidae. The coding region runs from base 87 to 1169 and encodes 360 amino acids. The record is from RefSeq and is a predicted model, not a curated record. Gene Ontology annotation, molecular function: misfolded protein binding. Gene Ontology annotation, biological process: protein folding; protein maturation. The transcript is spliced from 10 exons. Gene Ontology annotation, cellular component: endoplasmic reticulum.
CUUGUGACCGAGCAGGAAGAGGCUUUUUGAUAGACAUCACAGAAAGCCGGUGUAUUUUACUGGACUUCUGAAAGAAACAAGGACCCAUGGCUGUUAGAGGAAUGAAACUGUCGAGUGUUUGUUUUCUACUUUUAUAUUUGAUAUUGGCAGUACUGGCUGGGAGGGAUUUCUACAAAAUUUUGGGGGUUAGUAGAUCAGCAUCAAUUAAAGAUAUUAAGAAAGCCUACAGAAAGCUGGCAUUGCAGCUUCAUCCAGACCGAAACCAAGAUGACCCAAAUGCCCAAGACAAAUUUGCAGACCUCGGAGCUGCUUACGAGGUGCUCUCAGACGAGGGGAAAAGGAAACAGUAUGAUGAAUAUGGAGAGGAGGGGUUAAAAGAAGGCCAUCAAAGUUCACACGGUGAUAUAUUCUCCAGUUUCUUUGGUGACUUUGGAUUCAUGUUUGGUGGAAAUCGGCAGCCAGCCGGCCGGGAUAUUCCAAGGGGUAAUGAUAUAGUACUGGACCUUGAAGUAACCCUAGAAGAGGUGUAUUCAGGGAAUUUUGUAGAGGUGGUGCGAAACAAACCUGUAGCAAAAGAAGCCCCAGGCAAAAGAAAAUGCAACUGCCGGCAAGAAAUGAGAACCACACAACUAGGACCAGGUCGCUUCCAGAUGACACAAGAAGUUGUCUGUGAUGAAUGCCCUAAUAUCAAGCUUGUUAAUGAAGAGAGAACGCUAGAGGUGGAGAUCGAACAGGGUGUGAGGGAUGAAAUGGAAUACCCCUUCAUUGGAGAAGGUGAACCUCACAUUGAUGGCGAGCCUGGAGAUCUGCGUUUCCGCAUCAAAGUUUUGAAGCAUCCAGUGUUUGAGCGCAGAGGUGACGACCUAUAUACAAACGUCACCAUCUCUCUGGUAGAGGCUCUGGUUGGUUUUGAGAUGGACAUCACACAUUUAGAUGGUCACAAGGUGCACAUUGUCAGAGAUAAAAUCACUAAGCCAGGAGCUCGUAUUUGGAAGAAGGGUGAGGGCCUACCAAAUUUUGACAACAACAAUAUCCGUGGAUCACUCAUAGUCACUUUUGAUGUAGAUUUCCCCAAGGAGCAGCUUGAUGACCAGCAGAAAGAUGGUAUAAGGCAACUUUUGAGACAGGCACCAUCUCAAAAGGUUUAUAACGGUCUGCAGGGAUACUGACAAACCAGCCAAGUAAAUCAGGACUGAUUGCCCUGUCCCUGUCUGCCCUUCACACACAUACACACUUAAAUGCACACUGAGGAACAAGCAAUGGGGUGUAUUUAUUUUUUUUCUGAUUGUUCUCAGGAAGGGUUGACAUUGAUAUGUUUUUAUUAUUUUCCUUAAUUUACGUUUUUAAAGGCCAUCAUUUUCUCAUGGAAAGUAUUUUUUUUAUUUGACUCAACAUUUUUUUUGUCCAAAUUAUAAGUUUUCCUUAUAUGGUCCCUGGUUUCAUACUUUAAGUAGUUCAAGACCUUUGUCAUCAGUUUAUGUGUUUGGACACUAUGACCAGUCAACCACCAUUCACUCAUGGAUCAGCGUAAUGUUUAGUGCCAGUUGACCUGAGACUUACUACACCACAAAACAAAAAGAGGACUGAAACUUCAAAAUAGAGGACUUUUUAAACACCUGCCUCAGCACUGUAUGUCUUCAAGUCUUUUAUGAAAGAAACAGUUAUGUGAAUGUAAGUUCAUUGAGUUUUCUCAACUUAGACUCUUCAGUCUUUGGUCUGCUUGUUUUAAAGAAAAUGUGUGUGUGUGUGUGUGUGUGUGUGUGUGUGUGUGUGAGAGAGAGAGAGAGAUUGCCUUGUUCAGAUUUGCGUCUGGCUACAGGUCUGUUUCCUUUGAGGCGUUUACUUGGGUUUUGAAGUUCAAACAGAAGACCUCUUAAACUGUACAGUUCAACUCUUUCCUGUGAAUUUUUUUAUGUGACAGACUCACGUUCUUGUUUCUUUCACAACCCCUCCUGAUGUUCAGCCCACUGGGUUUCCUCCUAGUUAGUAAGUUUUCUUUGCUCAUUUGUGGACUGUACCAGAAAGAACAAUGAACAUCUUCUUAGGAUAACUGCACAGGUGAAGGAAAUAUCAUUUGUCAUUUUCAAAUGAAAAUUAAAGUUUCUAACUAUGGUUAAAAAUUGA